GCACCCACCGGCGGGGCAACCACAGCCACAACAUGAUCGGGGCGACCGGCAGCAGACACUUCAACCAGAAGCGUCGGGCCAGCCUGGCCACGGGGACGCCCCUGCCACUGAGCCUGGUACCCAACCUGGACAGGAUGUCGGAGGAGGAGGAGAGCCGCAUGGGGGCCGUGACCCGGAGGCGAGUCGUGGAUACCUCUGAUCUGAGAACGUGUGCCAUCUUACAGUCGAGGCUGAAGGAACUCAAGACAUACCCAGA
Messenger RNA from Candidula unifasciata, 256 nucleotides. Lineage: Eukaryota; Metazoa; Mollusca; Gastropoda; Stylommatophora; Geomitridae. The record is from the annotation of a GenBank genome assembly.